CUGAAAUGUCAAUAUUUUUAAUUUCUUCCUCUCUAAUAGCGAUGGUACUUCCAAAAAAAUAUCGAUUGACUUCUCAGGGAUAGACCAUAUGAUUAAAGAACGCCAAAUUCGUGUCGUUCAAAAUGAAGACCAAAACAAGGGAUUACAAGAAGAAGACCCGUAAGUUAGCCCUACGAAAAAUAGCCGUCAAAUCAAAAGAGUUGAAGAUUAAACCUGGUACCAAAGAAGGAAAUGUAUCCGCACAACACUAUCCCCCAUGCAGGAUACCCAAAAAUGUUAUGCAGCGAACUCUGACAAUCGCAACCGAUCCCACUGAUGCAUUUUGGCUUAAUAUAAAUGUAUCUUGCACUCCAUCGACAAGCUAUGAGAUGACCGUCGACGCUGAAUACAAGCGUUCCCCUACCUACGAAAAAUUGCAGCUGGCUCGGAAUUGUCUGAUGCAGCGGGAUUACAAGAACCUGGCCAAGCUGCUUACCUCGCAUCUGUACGGGGAAACCAUCCUGCAGAAAAAUGCUCAUAAUAUCUUCUCUGAGUACGCGUCAUUGCUGCAAAAAUUCACAAAACUUAAACAAAAAACAGCGCAAGGCGUAUCGCCAUCACCGGAUAUUUUUGAGGACUUGGAAGAAUAAAAGAGCAUUGCUUAUUUUUUUGGUAAAAACACAACCUUAUAAUGUGUAUAUAUGUAAUAAGCGUUAUGUUUUUCCUUUUAUUCGACUUAAAUAUAAUAUCAAUAUGUUUUAAGGUUUUGCUAAAUAAAUACUGAAACGUG
Messenger RNA from Drosophila ananassae, 769 nucleotides. RefSeq lists its product as uncharacterized. Lineage: Eukaryota; Metazoa; Arthropoda; Insecta; Diptera; Drosophilidae. The record is from RefSeq and is a predicted model, not a curated record. Bases 123 to 629 code for a protein of 168 amino acids. The transcript has 2 exons.